This is a messenger RNA of Pseudomassariella vexata, 384 nucleotides long. RefSeq lists its product as uncharacterized. NCBI's taxonomy places the organism in Eukaryota, Fungi, Ascomycota, Sordariomycetes, Amphisphaeriales, Pseudomassariaceae. The record is from RefSeq and is a predicted model, not a curated record. The coding region runs from base 1 to 384 and encodes 127 amino acids. The transcript has a single exon.
AUGGACACAACACUAGAAACCGGACAAUUCCAUGCUACAAGUAUCGACGACGUAUUGACAGCCAGUGGUCCAGUGACUCUUGCUGCGUUGUCUGUACCAGGAAAUACCACGGAAAACAUAGGACAACCAGCCAUCGAAGAAGCUGAUAUUACUCUCCAGGUCAGCACCGAACCCCCCAACUCAGUUCCAAGCGUCUGGGAUGGCAUUCUGGCACAUUCAUCGACGAAGACGCAAAAUUCUACCAAAUUGCACGCACCGCAGGCCAGACAACCUGUCAAUUGCGCCCCUGCUUCGACGCCUCUGGCGACUUUUCAGGGGUUCAACCAGGUGGUAAAGAGCGAUUGGUGUGUUUUCAAACGUCGCCAUCUCACAAGAUGCUCUUGA